Messenger RNA from Oncorhynchus kisutch (coho salmon), 3220 nucleotides. RefSeq names its product thioredoxin domain-containing protein 5. The coding region runs from base 242 to 1474 and encodes 410 amino acids. Gene Ontology annotation, biological process: protein folding. Gene Ontology annotation, cellular component: endoplasmic reticulum. Gene Ontology annotation, molecular function: protein disulfide isomerase activity. The transcript has 10 exons. The record is from RefSeq and is a predicted model, not a curated record. NCBI's taxonomy places the organism in Eukaryota, Metazoa, Chordata, Actinopteri, Salmoniformes, Salmonidae.
CGAUAUACAUAGCCAAUUAUGUCUAUCCUACUUGUGAACGCAUCUGGAUUUAAACUUGUUGCAGCUUGUUAAAGAAGUGUUUGAAGUUUCAGCAGUGGCGCGACGCCACUGAUCUCUAUAUAAUGUAGAUUUCAUCUCCACCGUGUAGAGCGUCUCGUCGUGCGUGGGUCCUAUCCACACUCUUCAAAGGUCAGCGUUAGGGAUAUUCACAGACAGACCAGUGGCUCAGCAAGACGGGAUCAUGGCCUCCUCAGCACUGAAUUGCACACAUUUUAUGUUGUGUUUUAUUUAUUGUUCGUUACUUUUUGGUAAUAUAUUUUGCGAUGCUGAUGCUGAAGAAGAUGAACAUGCCAAACAUACGUAUACAGUGGAUAUGUUCAACGAUGCUGUCCCAACCGCUCCCCACUUUGUCAUGUUCUUCGCCCCUUGGUGUGGUCACUGUCAGAGGCUACAGGGGACAUGGAACGAAAUGGGGGACAAAUACAACAACAUGGAGUCGCCGCCCGCCUACAUCGUAAAGGUUGACUGCACUCAGGAUGUUAAGUUCUGCUCCAAUGUCCACGGCAUCAGGGGCUACCCCACGCUGAAGCUGUUCAAACCUGAGCAGGAGGCUGUGAAGUACCAAGGCUCCAGGGACCUGCAGUCUCUGGAGACCUGGAUGCUCAACACAUUGCAGGACGAGCCUGUGGAGCCAGAGACUGAACUGGAGCCUCCCAAAGCCCCAGAGCCCAAGCAGGGCCUGUUUGAUCUCACUGCCGGCAACUUCAAGGCCCACAUCGCUAAAGGGUCCCACUUUGUCAAGUUCUUUGCUCCCUGGUGCGGUCACUGCAAGGCCAUGGCCCCGACCUGGGAGCAGCUGGCCACCAGCUUCGAGUACUCAGACAACAUCAAGAUCAGCAAGGUGGACUGUACCCAGCACUAUGACGUGUGCUCUGAGAACGCUGUGCGUGGCUACCCCACACUGCUCUUCUUCAAGGAUGGAGAGAAGGCAGACCAGUACAAAGGCAAGCGGGACCUGGACUCUCUGAAGGACUUUGUGGACAACCAGGUCAAGGCUGCUGCUGCUGUUAAGGAGGAUGAUGAACACCCACAUGCCAACGAGAUCCCAGUACCCAGCGACGAGCCCGCCAAAGAGGAGUCUGGCGUAGUUACACUCACAGAGGCCAACUUUGAGGAGACUGUGGCCAAGGGGCUGGUAUUCAUCAAGUUCUAUGCGCCAUGGUGUGGCCACUGUAAGAGUCUGGCACCUACCUGGGAGGACCUGUCUCAGAAGGAGUUCCCUGGCCUGACUGAUGUCAAGAUUGGCAAAGUGGACUGCACAGUGGAGAGGACAAUCUGCAACAAGUUUUCAGUGAGUGGGUACCCCACCCUGCUGAUGUUCAGAGCGGGUGUGCAAGGUGAGGAGCAUCAUGGAGGGCGUGACUUGGAGAGCCUGCACAGCUUUGUGAUGAAGCAGGCCCGAGACGAGCUGUAGCACUAUCCAAUCAACAUCCGUCGAUACUUCUUUCCUCCCUCACACAGCGUAUCUGGCCAAUGAGAGGAAUCCUCUCUCUCAUAGAGGCUAGCUCUCUUCUCUCUCUCUGAUUGUUUUCCUUUCAGAAAGCAGUAGAAUCAAGACACUUAAAAAAUGUAAUAAAUAAAAACACUCUGUAAUGCCUUGUUUACCCCCCCCCCCCCCCCCUUUUUGUUUCUGUUCUAAUCCAAUAGUUUGUGUGACUAUUCGUUUGGGCUGCCUAGUUCCUCUGUUCUUCUGGAAAUGAAAUGAUGUGAUCGACAACCACUUUUUUGCCAGCGGUACAUAAUCAAUCAGACCUUGACAAUGCAUACCGUUAUAGUCAUCCCAACGCUUGACACAACUCAAGGACGGUCGUCGUAUAUUGGUGCCUGCCGGUUGUAUCAAAAACCUUUGGAUUAACCUGACGGAGUUGGUCUGAAAUUUUAAAAAUGUUAUUUUUUAAAAUCUUUUUUUAAGGAAAUCAUGCUGAUAAAUCACGAGCCACUUAUGUAAUGGUACUGCAGCAAAGAGGUCAGAGCCGCGUGACGUUAAGCGUUAAGUUGACGUUACUUCUCAUCCCAUGCCAGUAACGGCCUAACUAACUUAACUCUCAGGGACACCCAGUUCCCGACCUACUCCAUACUAUCUCUUUAUCAACUAUAUUUGUAUCCCACUUGUGUUUUUGUAGUCGUCGUCGUCGUCGUCGUCCCCCCAACUGCUUGUUGGCUAUGUCGGGGAAGGCGGCGGGAAACUACUUUUCAGUGUUUCGUGUCAAACGGCCCUUUUUGUGUGUUCCUCUGACAUCGUAAAUGUGCUACAAAAAGUCUGAAUGUAGAGACCUAUUUAAAUAUAUAUGUUUGUGCUGUGAGGCUUCAGUUUGGGCCCAAUAUCAGGUGCCGUGUUGGUGUUACCACCGUUUUUAUGAACAAUGAUUGUGGUCGUCAGUUCGUAUACUCAAGUCAGGCCUUUUUGAAUGGAUGGACUCUACCAGUUUGGGUCAUUACAGGACAACUGUAUUUGUCAUUAACUCCAUGUUUGACAAAGUCCCUCAAAUGGUUUGCAAGGGAUUGUGUCAAAUGUACAAAAAAUAUAUAUAUAUUUAAAAAUGGUUUUCUACAGCUAGUUCAUUAGAAUGGAGCGUCUAUCAGGCCCCAGUGUGAAACAUUUUCCCAGUGAAGCACAAGAAUGCCACAACAUUUAGUGCUAUGGUCACUUUUGCUUUGGGUUUAUUGACCUUUGGAAAAAAAUCUGGAAUGUUUGGUUUACCUCGUAUGCUUGGAAGAGCAAAAACAGAAUGCCAAAAAAUAUAUUUUCCACCCACAUAAUGAUCAAUUAUAUUUGACUUGUUUAGUCAGUAAGAUAUGAUGACAAUGUUGAUUUUUCCUUCUUUCCAGAUGUAGUCUAAGUCUUUGAAUAUGCGUGUGUGCGCUAUUCUGGGGCUUUUUUGGGGGGGUGAAUCAAAAGAUUGUAUGUUCAUGGAGUUGCUGUAUGAGGCAGGUUUUACAUUCAAUGCUCAAUUAAGGGAAACAAAUGCAUUCAGAGGCUAACCACGUAUUGUUAGUACAAUCUUUAUGGAUAGCACAUGGUCUAGGCAGACUCCAGUGAAGGAAAGCGGUGUGGUUUUUUUUCUUCUCGUGAGUGGGUUGUACACUGCCUAUGAAUUUUGUAAACAAAAAGCAAGUUGUAACAUGAGAUUUUGUAAUAAAAUGUCUUUUUCCAAAAAUA